This is a messenger RNA of Drosophila subobscura, 2299 nucleotides long. RefSeq names its product dnaJ homolog subfamily B member 6-A (gene mrj). The record is from RefSeq and is a predicted model, not a curated record. Gene Ontology annotation, molecular function: protein-folding chaperone binding; protein folding chaperone. Lineage: Eukaryota; Metazoa; Arthropoda; Insecta; Diptera; Drosophilidae. Gene Ontology annotation, cellular component: nucleus; cytoplasm. The coding region runs from base 777 to 1604 and encodes 275 amino acids. The transcript is spliced from 6 exons.
CGCCGAACUUUUUUCUGCAUUUUCACACGAAAAACGCGCGCUUGGCUUGGCGUCUUUAGUUAAAAUCCACCGGAAUAACAGUUGGUGUUCGCUGCAAGACUGAAUUGAAUUAGUGCAGAGCGACGGUAAUUAAUUUGCAUUCAUUUCAAUAACCAAAAAUUUAUUGCAAGAGAAGCGGAGGAGAAGAAGAAGAAGCAGAGGCCCAAAGCCAAAGAAGUUGACAUUGAAGUCGGAGCGCGUGUGUGGCUUGUGUGCGUACGCGAGUGUGUUGGUGUGUGCGAAAUUCUUUUGUGCUUUAUUCUCUGCAAAAAGUCAAAGGUGUGAAAUAAAAGUUGCAAAAUAAAUUGAAAAGCGAAAACCAAGUGCAUGCGCCUAACACUAGACGGGUAGCUGCUUCGUGCCAAUUCGAUGCUUUGUUAAAAAUCAAUAAAAUGCUGUAAUUGUUGCUGUCGCAAUUUCCGUCAACAAGCCGGAGGGGGGUCACUCUCUUUCCUUCGUACACACACAUAUAUCUCUCGCGCAGUGUUCUCUCUCUAUCUCUCUCGUCGCUCGCCUUAUCGUGUUUGGCUUGUAGUUUUUAUCGUGUCCCCCAUUAGAGUGACUUUAAAUAAUACAAUUUAUCGCCUCUUUUCGGUUCACGCAAAGAAGGAAGGGAAAGAUUUCCAGCUUAAAGGGAGAGAACGAGGCUGCACCCUUUGCUGGACGGGCGAGUACUCAACUAAUCGCAAUUCCCACAACAAUUAGACACUCCGACUGCACCCGAGAAGCCAGCCAAAAUGGUGGACUACUAUCAGGUUCUGGAUGUGGCGCGCACAGCCACCGACAGUGAAGUGAAGAAGGCCUAUCGAAAAUUAGCACUGAAAUGGCAUCCGGACAAGAAUCCGGACAAUCUGGAUGAGGCCAAUAAACGUUUUCGCGAGCUCUCCGAGGCCUACGAAGUCCUAUCCGAUGAGAAGAAACGUCGCAUCUAUGACGAGUACGGCAAGGAUGGUCUGGGCGAACGCGGACAGAGCCGCAACUCCCACGCCCGUCAUCAUUACAACACACACGAGUUUGUCGAUGACUUUGAUAUUAUGGGCGGCUUUCCGUUUGUUUUCCGACCCCCCGAGGAGGUCUUCCGCGAGUUCUUUGGCGUAAAUUCGCCCUUUGCCGACUUUUUCAGAGAUGCAAAUGGCUACACAAAUGGAACAAUGAGCGGUGGCGGUGGCUCGAGCAGCAGUCGACGUCAUGGGUCCAGUGCUGCGGGCGUUGGAGGAGCAUCGCGCCAUCAUCAUCACCAUCACCAGCACAAAAUGGCCAGCCCUUUUGGGGCGCCCAUGCUCAACUACUCAAUGAUGGAUUUUUUUGUGCCCAACGGCGGUUUCACCUCGUUCUCGUCCAUGACGGCUGGCAAUGGCAGCAGUGGCGUUACCCACAUCUCUGGUGGCCCCAGUGCUGCCGUUAAGCGCACCUCCACAUCGACGGUGUUUGUCAAUGGCAAGAAGCUGAUGACCAAGCGGGUCAUCGAGAAUGGCAAGGAAACUGUCUUUUCAUAUGAAAACGAUGUCCUUAAAUCAAAGACUGUGAACGGAGUUUCCCAAAAGCUCUCUUCAAUAUCUAAUUAAUGCAAGAAACAAAUAUAUAUAAAACAUAUACAAGCAGCAGUGGGCCACAACAACAACAACAACAGUAACAACAACAGCAACAAUCAACAACAAAGAAAAAGUCAUAAAUGUAAAGGAAAACAAAGAAACUCACGAAGAACCUAUGAUUUCUUGAAUGCUUCUUCGUUCCGAUAUAUGGAUACGUUCAUUGAUUUUGUUCUACAUUAGAAUUUAGUUAAUUUUUAAUGGAAAGAACAGCAGCAGCAGCCAGGAGCAGCCGAAGCACACCAGGACCAAGCAGCAAACAGCCGGCCAGGAGUCGAACCCAAAAUUCCUUGUCAAUGCUAGUUAUGUUUUCAGCAAUUUGUUUCGAAAUCUUGCCACACACAGUCGACAUUUUGUUGGCUUGUGGGCUGUAAUAUGUUUCGAGACAAAUGGCCUGAAAAUAAUAAAAUCCAAAAUGAUUCGAGCAGCUACUUAAACACACGCAAUCGCCAAAUGCUGUACGCUUAGGCAAUUCUGAGCCACUAAUUGUAAUUCUAGGGGUCGGCUAAGAACGCUGGAUCCAAGGGCGAGUGUGUGUCUGUGUGCGUGUGUAUAUGAAUUGGGGGAGUGUUGAGUGGAGUGGGGGGAAUUAAAUAUAUAUUUUAUAUAUGUACGUAGCUAUCUACCUUUAGUCACUUAAGUUGCCACAAUACUUACUAGAGAAAACAAAA